AUGCAAGCAGAAGUGACUCCAAACAGUUCAACGUCUUCUAGCAGGCGGGCACAGUCCGCUGGCAGCAUCGACGAGGAAAUCGAAAUCGCCAUUAGUGAUGUCCAAUAUCUCUUAAUUCUAAACAACGAGGUUAACUUCCUCCUCGACAUCAAGGUCGAGGGCGAUGCGCCCACAUUAGUGCUCGUGUACACGACUGCUGCAGGCCAAGAAGUCACCAAGUCUGCUCUGCGCAAGUUCCGCACGGAUGCACUUGAGCGAGAUGACGUUUCCCAGCCCAGCUUCUAUCGUAACUUUGUUUUCUAUGGAGGCAAGAAAGCAGACAUUAGCCUUGAGCCCAAUGCGCAAGACGAGCUGGCCGUGUGGAAUGUGGAGACACUGACAUUUGUAGCAAGCAACCCGGCUGCUGAAGUCGCCCCUGAGCCAUAUGUAGUGCUAAGAGGGAAGACCUGGCAACCGUGGAGGAUCUACUACGAUUUCAACGCAUGCUUUAUGACCUCAUUCAAGCCUUCACCAGAGGCCCCGGGAAGAUGA
Messenger RNA from Mytilinidion resinicola, 531 nucleotides. RefSeq lists its product as uncharacterized. The transcript is spliced from 2 exons. Lineage: Eukaryota; Fungi; Ascomycota; Dothideomycetes; Mytilinidiales; Mytilinidiaceae. The record is from RefSeq and is a predicted model, not a curated record. Bases 1 to 531 code for a protein of 176 amino acids.